CUAGUGCUGCAUCAUCAUCCAUGUAUUGAAAUCGAGUGAUAUAGCAGGCGAAAUGGCUUAGUUGUGAUAAUCACAGAUAUAAAGAUGGUCUCAUAGUUAGAAAAGUAUCACGAUGACAUCGCAAGACGAUUGUGUUUGAGAAAUGAACUAUGGCACUGUAAAUUAUGUUUUCCUUAUUUUGGAGACUUACUUACAAAUUAACUGAUGACGCAUGGCGGAAUGUAGCACGUUCUUCCUUAGCGGUACUGCUUGUUAUGAGUUGACGUGAGCGCCGAUUUGGCAUUGGAGGAGGAGACUCAUCAUUUCGCGAGAUCCUCUUGGUUUCUGUGGAGCCAGUUAGCGUGCAAGGGUUUACUCUACUCUAACCUUCCGGACAAGCAGCAAAAAGGUCGGUGGUGCAUGUUUGUGCCGUCCAAGGUGGUGGGAUUUGCUCCGGGUAUCGUGUUCGGCAUAUUUGGAAAUAGUUGGUACAACGUCUGCUGAAUGUUUCCACCUCCGGAUCUCUGGUGAUAUUGGCACACGCAGACUCACCUUAUACGACAUUCCAAGGUUAGCACCAAGUCAAGCGAAUACUUUGGACACAAGAACGACAACAUUUUGUUGAAGAUGUUGCUUUACUCUGUGGGAGCUUUUGACCAUGUGGAAGAGAUCUUGAAGGAUCCACGUGCAGGUUUGUACGAUGACGAAGAACCAAGCGAGGACUUGGACCGGCACGGGGCAAGGAAAAGCCCGAAGAGAUCCAGGAAGCGUGGUCGAUCACCCGACGAAGAGGAGAAGAAAAGAAUAGAUUAUGCUUGAUGAAAUAAAAAAUUUUGAUUUUGUACUGUUGCUGAACUUUUUUUCUAGGUCAUCCUAACUUCUUAAAAAAGUAGACAUACUUGUAUGUCAAUGAGAUUAUACUUCUCAUGAUGAAUCUUCGAGCAACACACUAAACGUAAACUGUUUAAUGAAAAGUAGACUUUUUGUAUUCGGGCGUCCGUAUCUAAUACGAACAGAAAAGGCAGGCGGACGCGGAGGAGCGGGAAAAACAACGGAAAGAGCGCAAGGCCAAGGAGGAGGCCGAAGAAAAGCGUACUUUUAUUUCUGCAUGUUGUUCGGAGCACAGCUCCAUAUCGUUUUUUUGGGAGAAGGCACAAGGACAAGCACAUUUUUCUUGCUUCAACAUUGUCUGUGCCAUUCUGCGUCUCUCUGACUCUCCUCUAGCAUCAGUCUGUAAAAAGCGCACAACAUGAAUAUCGUAGUAUUGGUAUCCUUCUAGUUCCAAAAAAUACAUUUUUUCUCAGAGCGGCAACUAGAGGAGGCAACACGCGGAGAACGAACUGUAAUGGUCACAAAUGUGAACGUCAAGGCUACAGAGAAAGAAGUCUACCAGUUCUUCAAGGUUGCUGGAGGCAUACGCGACAUUCAGGUGGGCGAAUGCUGCUAGAUUUGCCAACUUUCACUGUUGAUUCUCGAAAGAAGAGUUCUAUAGCGUUUGUCUCACGACGUGGAGAUUCUGAACUCUCGGUGAGGGUUAUCUGUCACUCAUCCUAAAUACCACCUGUUCGUUGGAUUCUUGUUCGCGGUAUCCGCAUUUCGAUUAUUAAAAAUGAACUUCAGGUUAUCCGGGAUGCAAGAUCAGGUCGAUCUAAGGGGGUCGCUUAUGUUGAAUAUUAUCAGCAGGAGAAUGUGGCGGGCGCAUGCCAGCUCUCUGGUCAGAUGCUGAUGCUGCAGCCUGUAAGGGUACUCCCAUACUUACACUCUAAUCGCUUAUUUAAUAACAAAGCGUUCCGUUAUUCCGGAUAGGGAGACGGAUCCAAGCCAGCGGCCAUGGCCUCGACGUACCCUAGAAGAGCGGCGCAGGCUCCCUUUCGGUUAUCCACAUGAGAAGGGGAAGGGUGGCCAGGGGCCAACUUGAUGGGGGAAGACGGGGCGCGGUUUACGUUAAAGGGGAAGCCCCGCCGACGCACCAUGAGGCUCAAAAAUGCAAAAAAUGCGCGCCAGGGCGGGCCCGUCUGUAGGGGUACAUGAUGGGAGUGAGGCGGCCGGGACUACCUGGCGCGCACCCUUGUCAAGAAUUCGCACGCCCUCAGUUUGCGGCCGAAGUCUGUAAAAAUACAGCGGAGGAGAAGGGCCGCUGGGGUGCUGAAAAUGGUCCAGGAAGGUACCGGAGAGAGCAGGCCCGCAAUGCGAUCAGGGCAUGGCGCCGCUGUGGGUUCGCCACUGUGGGCAGAGCUUUUUGACAAAUGGAGUCACACUCACACGCCGCGCGCCUUAUCACUGAGGCGAGCGCGCGGCAGGCCCGCGGUAUGUGGUGCAAGAGGAGGCCCGGGGGGUGUGUUUUCUGCAAUGAAUGAACUGGCGUCCAAUGGUAGGACUUCGGGCCAAGUGUACCCGGGGCACUCCUUAAAAGAGGAGCCAGCUGCGCUGCUUCACUUAUUGGCAGCGCACCACCUGCCUCGACUGCGCACCUGAGUGCGCUUGGUCUUGGUGUCCACCUCUGACACCCGCGGGCGUCGCUUGGGUGUCGUCCCCUUGUAGGUAGCCGCCGGCUCUGGUGUGGAAGGUUGACGAGCAUGAGACCAGGGCGCCGCAGGCGCUUGGUAGGGCUGCGCGCAAAAGGACGCCGGAACUGGCGGAGCAGCGCACGGGGCUGACGCUUGGACGCAAGGAUGGCGCAACAAAGUGGCCGCCUCUGUCAGCGUUCACCAGCCACAGGGGGCGGCGGGUUGGUGUAUUGGCUGGCUAGCUCAGUCGAGAAGGAACCAGAAGCGCAGCACGCCAAGAGCUUGCGGCGCAUGGAAGCGGGGGACUUUGGUGGCGUCUUGACUGAUGCCCACCGACCCAGGCGGCGCCGGUCGUGAUAGAUUUGGGGCGGGGACGCUUGCGCUUCGUGUAGUGUGGUCGCGUCUUGGGUGUGUGGUCUCGGUGUGCACAAAAGCCUGGGGGCAAUUGGCUCAGCAUGGUCAAGCUGAUGGGCGAAGGACUUCGGAGAGACAGAGAUGGCUGCGGCAUUCUUCUUACUUGGCUGAGACCACGGCCAGCGCAACCGGUCACCCGCGCCACCAAUUCACCUGGGGCAGGAAGGUGCGCGACUGAAAUGCCCCGCGAGCUAUGUGAAGGGGGACACCGUUGCAGCAUGCACGCGCAUGCCACGCGGCUGCAGCCUUCGGCCUAGCAGUGUGGGCGUAGUGCAUAGCAGCUUAGGGACUUCGGGGCAACUCGCUCACCUUGGGGCCGGGCCGCCAGCCUGCGGGCCGGUUUCGGUGCAGUCAAUCACUUUGCAUGAACAAGGCCACCCAGGGCCUAGGCUGGCGGCGACCGGGCUCAGACAGCGGGGCGGAGGCUUUCCAGCCGGUGGGCGUUGGGGUGCGUAGCCUCUACGAAGAAGUCGGCGACUUGCAGCAAGUGCCUCAGUUCUUGCCCCAGUCAAUUGGAGCCGCGUCGGCAGUUUCUUUGCCCGUGGCUGAUUGUGUGACCAGCGACAGAAUACGUAGGGGGCCUCCGUGCAGCUGUGCGGCUAUCGGGCCAGGCGAUCAGCUUCGCCGCAGCAAAGACGAAACAGAAAGACUGCCGCCACGUGGAAGAGGAGACCGGCAAAGGCGAGCUUGUGCUCGGUCGUGCUUGUGUUUCUUUUUGGAAACAAAGUAAAGAGCCCAAGGACGCCGCGGGGCCCCGGGGGUGGUGCUGUGGCGUUGAUGGAGAUGGUGGCGCUUGGGUAUAGAUACAACUGGUAGGAGGUUGGCGCUUUUUCUGACGGCUCGCGAGGUCUGUCCACAGUUGGGGGGUGGGGUGGCGUCGUUGGUUCUGUUAGGGUAGGGGGCAUCGCGUUUGCAUUAAAAAAGGCCGCGCUGGCUUUGGCAUUGGCGUUGCCCUCUCGCGUCUAUCUUCAGAAGUAGAGUCCUGUCCACUUAGAGCCAUUCAUAGUUUAGUAGUUCAUGUUCAUCUGCGCAGUAUCAUUCAAGUGAAGGUUUGCUUAGGGAGCUUUCAGAAUUAUAAUAGGAAACUUGGUAAAAGUACGAAAUCAACAGGCUUCGCAUUUUUACAUCCCAAACAACGGGACGCAUCGCUUACCUAUCCUCACCAGGUGCAGCUGUCGCAGGCGGAAAAGAAUCGUGCGUCCAUAGUGGCACGCGCGGCACUUCUAGCAACGACGAAGGACCCUGGACUGAAGCUAUACGUUUCGGGGUUGGAGGGUCCCCUUGCCAGUAUCACGGAUGAGGAUUUGCGGAAGUUGUUUUCGCCAUUCGCGAUCCAAGGACAGAUCGAAUUCAUAGACCUGCAUAAAGAUCCGUACACGAACAAGUGCAAGGGCUUCGCUUACAUCAAAUUUGAGAAGUCUGGGGAGGGCAGGGAAGCCAUCGCGGUCAUGAAUGGCUUCAAACACUCUAUGCUAGGAGAUCAGGAAAUCUCAGUAGGAGUCGCACAGGACCAGGGUGGACCUCUCAUGCUCACAGCAGGCGACGAUGCAUCGGCGCAGCAGCAGGUACGGAUUCUUAAUGUAGUUAACUCUUCGCGUAUACGCUGAGGCUGUUCCUAUUCUUAUAUUUUCUCAGUCGUCAUGUUUGUUUAUCCAAAAUUCGCCUCCUGCUCAUAAUUAUCAUCAUAUAACACUCGUAAAACCCUUACUCUGUUUUUUAUGAUAAUAUUGAACCUCGACCUUUAUCAGGGUGAAGCCAAUGGUGCUGCAGUUCCAAGUUCUUCGCCUGCAGUAGUAGAAGAGGCGCCUCCAAAGCGAGAGGAACCUGAGGAGUUGCCAGGUCUGAUACCCGAUGCGCAUGACAGGCUUAAAGCAUUGAUGAAGAAAAGCGAGAAAGAGGGCGGCAGUUCGUCUUCAGCUUAUGACUUGAUGUAUUCUACGAAUUGACUUGGGUCUAGUUCACUCAUCAUUGAUCAAUGUAUUCCUACAUACGCAUACCGGGUGAUGACUGGAAUCGAGAGAGGAUUGCUCACUUUGUUUUCCUACGAUUGAAGAUGAUGUCUUAGAUUGAUUGUGCGCCGAUUCUCCAAAUACGAGGGACAAAUGUUUUUAAUGGAGUUCAGCUCUAAUUUGGUGGCAGCCUCAUAUUCACGAGUAGCCACGAUAUAAUGCGGGAUAUCUCAGAUAUUGGUCCGUCAGUGGAGCCGACCGUUUCCAGCAACGGUGCCGUGGACCCAGCAUUGCUACCACCAGCUCCACCUGCGCCGGUUGGUCCAGUCGAAAUGCCACCUGCGACGCCGUCGCUUCCCAGUACUGCGACAGGAUCGAUACCAGGAGCCACCGGUUUAGUCAACCUAGGUGGAGCGCCAUCUGUGAGCGCGCUUGCCCAGCAAUUGCAGCAGCUUCAAGGCAGUACGACCGGCGAAUUCGACCCUCUGGCUCUCCCAAAGCCUGCCGCGAUGAACAAUCUACUGAAUCAACCAGGAGGAGUAGUGCCAGGCGGAGGCGCUCCUGCGGGCGUAGGAGCGCUCGCACCACUUGGUGCAGGUGCCGGCAUGCUCCCAGGUGGAAUGCUGAACAUGGCUGGAGCCGGGUUGCCAGGUCCUGGUGUAAUGCCUGGCGCUGGUAUGAUGCCUGGCGCUGCUGGUCUACCAGGUGGACCAAUGCUGAACAUAGGAGGUCCAGGGAUGAUGCCCGGCGCUCCUCUCGGUAUGAAUCCCAUGAUGAUGGCGAAAGGCGGCAUGGCAAAGGGUGGCAUGAUGAUGCCUCCGAACAUGAUGGGAGUGCCAAACAUGAUGAGCAACAUGCCAAAUAUGAUGGGAAUGCCACCAGGUGGAAUGAUGGGCGCAAAUCCUAUGGGCGGGCUCUUACCGGCCAACGGACAGCUAGGAACAGCUCCAGGAGGCGGCCUGAUGAACAACAACAUGAUGAGCAACCCUGCGGGAAUGCCAGGUGGUCUUCUGAAUCCAGCAGCUGCAAGUGCUAUGAUGAACAACAUGCCACCAGGUGGAGGAGCUGCACCUGGUUCCAUUCCGACGCCAGCAGGAGGACCCAGGACGGUCAUUCUGUCCAAUAUCCUGGGAGCCAAUGAGCAGUGCUCCAAGGAGUUGAAGGAGGAGCUCGAAGAUGACGUUGGCGACGAAUGCGCUAAGUCAGGGCCACUUCAGUCCAUACAGUUUCGCGACGACAAUAAACUCUACAUCUCUUUCAUGCAACCUGAGCACGCGAUGGCGUGUUUUUCCGCAAUGAACGGGCGGCUGUUCGCAGGAAAAACCCUGUCCGCGGAAAUCGUGGACUAGCCCAGGCGUAGAAGUAGGGACUGAAUUACAAAGUACUUAUGUAGAAAAAUGUUCAUGUUGCUCUCCAUCAAGUUGUCCCUCCACUUCGCAGACAGAUUUUGACAGGUUUACCCCGAGAAGACUUGUUUUUCACCUCCUCCAAAUUCGUUCCGUCAAAAGAUUGUAAUUAUCUCCUUCCUGUGCUGGGAUUCAAAUUCAAAUCCAUCUUCAUGAUGUUUGGCUCUGUUUUCUCUGUGACUGUGUACAUAUUGUC
Messenger RNA from Amoebophrya sp. A25, 6451 nucleotides. Lineage: Eukaryota; Dinophyceae; Syndiniales; Amoebophryaceae. The record is from the annotation of a GenBank genome assembly.